Messenger RNA from Pistacia vera, 1878 nucleotides. RefSeq names its product vacuolar cation/proton exchanger 3-like. NCBI's taxonomy places the organism in Eukaryota, Viridiplantae, Streptophyta, Magnoliopsida, Sapindales, Anacardiaceae. The transcript has 11 exons. Bases 69 to 1412 code for a protein of 447 amino acids. Gene Ontology annotation, molecular function: calcium:proton antiporter activity. Gene Ontology annotation, biological process: intracellular calcium ion homeostasis; calcium ion transmembrane transport. The record is from RefSeq and is a predicted model, not a curated record. Gene Ontology annotation, cellular component: plant-type vacuole membrane.
CUUCGUAUUUCUGGAGAAAUAGAAGCCUAGCUAGCGAGGUUGGCCAGGCUGAUAGUAUUAUUACAACAAUGGCUGAUGAGUAUUCUGAUCAAGAGGUCUGUAACUUGGAAAAUGGUGAGGCUAAUAAGGGCUCCGGAAAGGAGAUUUGGAAUGUAAAGACACCUCAAACUAUGUCAUCUUCCAUGUUAAGGAAGAAAUCCGAUCCGAUGCUUGUGUCAAAUGUUAGGUUCAAUAUACUUAGACAAUUCCUGGCCAAUUUGCAAGAGGUUAUUCUUGGUACUAAGCUUGCUGUGCUCUUCCCUGCAAUUCCUCUAGCUGUAGUUGCAGACUUUUAUAAGUUUGGAAGACCUUGGAUAUUUGCUUUGAGUUUACUUGGACUUACCCCACUGGCUGAGCGUGUCAGCUUCCUCACUGAACAAAUUGCAUACUUCACUGGCCCAACAGUUGGGGGGCUUCUUAAUGCAACAUGUGGUAAUGCAACAGAGCUGAUAAUAGCAUUGUUAGCUCUUUACCAGAACAAAAUAAAUGUUCUUAAAUAUUCCCUCUUGGGUUCCAUCCUCUCAAAUCUCCUUCUUGUUCUUGGAACCUCUCUUCUCUGUGGAGGCUUGGCUAACCUGAAAAAGGAGCAAAGAUACGAUCGAAAGCAGGCUGAUGUGAAUUCGCUGCUUCUGUUGCUGGGGUUGCUGUGUCACAUGUUGCCAUUGAUGUUCAGAUAUUCUGCACCACCAGGGACUUUCACCGCUAACUCAACCCUUCAGUUAUCAAGAGCAAGCAGCAUUGUUAUGCUUGUGGCAUAUAUUUCAUAUAUCGUCUUCCAGCUCAAAACUCACAGGCAGCUGUUCGAAUCUCAAGAGGAAGAUGAAGAAGAAGAAGAAGAAGAAAAGGCAGUGAUUGGAUUUUGGAGUGCAUUCAGUUGGUUGGUUGGUAUGACAGCCAUAAUUGCUGUGCUAUCAGAGUAUGUUGUGGGCACAAUUGAGGCUGCUUCGGAUUCUUGGGGCAUUUCUAUUAGUUUUAUCAGCAUAAUAUUGCUACCAAUCGUGGGCAAUGCUGCUGAACAUGCAGGAUCAAUCAUAUUUGCUUUCAAAAACAAGCUGGACAUCUCUUUGGGUGUUGCUCUAGGAUCUGCUUCUCAAAUUUCUAUGUUUGUGGUUCCUUUAUGUGUGAUCACUGCCUGGAUAAUGGGAGUCUCCAUGGAUCUUGAUUUCAGUCUCCUUGAAACUGGUUCUCUGGCCUUCACAAUUAUCAUUACAGCCUUCACUUUACAGGAUGGAACUUCCCAUUACAUGAAAGGAGUGAUUCUCUUCCUCUGCUACAUUGCCAUUGCUGCCUGCUUUUUCGUUCACAAAAUUCCACAAAGUGAAAGCACUAACAAUUUGGGAGCUAAACCGUCCAUCAGAUUCAUGGCAGCUUAGGGUUUAUACCCCAAAUCAGAGGAUAUUGCAUUGGUUAAUUUAUCACACCAUGUUCAUGUGAUAAAAGUUUUCGGUUCGGUUUUCGUUUUCGUUUCGAAAAUUAAUUGGAGUAUCCUAUGGCACAGUGAGAGGGACUUGGUAGGUUUUGAAGUUCUUUCAAAAAAACUUUAUUUGGAGAAGAAAUGAGUAAAGUGUUUGUAUAUAAAUCUUUCUCUAAUGCCUUAAAUUUGUAAUAAUGUAUUUGCUUCUAAUUUCCUCAAAGUUGUGGCAAAAAGGUGCAUCCGAAUUUUCUCUCUGUGGGUUUUGUUGUGUAUGUAUCUUAAUUAGUUCAAGUUCUUCUUAUUCCAAUGCUGCUGAAGCCGAUAUAAAUGCCAAUUCUGGGCCAUGUAAUAAUCAUUCAAUAAAAAAAAAAAACUCUGCUUAUGGGAGGUUGUCAAAUCCUGUAAUAAAAAUCCUGAAAUUUCGU